AUGAUAACCAUGGACUCCAAACAACAGCAAUCUCAGCAGGCUUCCGGACCUCACGAACGUGAGGCCCCUCCUCCUCAGUACGUCGAAGCCGGGCGAAACGCUCCGCCAUCUGGAACAUCCUCAUCACCUGCUCAGGAUAGACCAUAUCCUCCGUCUCAACAACCCUCGAAUGUUCCACCGAGCCACUCAAAUCAUAGCCUAGGAGCGAUGCGAGCCCAACCCCCACCGCAGACGAUGUCGGGCCAAGAAAAGACUGCUGCGCAGAUAGGUGAAGAAUACAGGGCUGCAUUAUACGCUGAAUGUGCCCAAGGUCGACAUGCGCCAACGACACGUUAUGGUCCUUGUGGUAUUAUAACGGCGAUUCUUUGCUUCCCCUGUGGAUUGAUAUGUUUAUUUACUGAUACAGAGCGGAAAUGCGACCGGUGUGGUAUCAGCUUGACGAGAUGA
Molecule: messenger RNA, 447 nt
Organism: Marasmius oreades (fairy-ring Marasmius)
Lineage: Eukaryota; Fungi; Basidiomycota; Agaricomycetes; Agaricales; Marasmiaceae
Exons: 3
Coding region: 1-447 (148 amino acids)
Source: RefSeq, a predicted model, not a curated record